AUGUUGGAAAAGAAAGAUUGGUUAAAUAAUGCAACCGAAGGUCACUAUAUAAAAGUAUUUUGUUAUGAAAAAUUUUCAAAAAUCAAACAAAUUGGAGAAGGUGGUUUCGGCGAGGAAGAGUCGUGUGAUUCCUCUCAUUGUGGUCUCAGUGAUGCCAUUUACAAAAUUAAUUCAGCAGGUAAUGCAAAGUCGCAUACCAAUUUGAAACAUGGUGCACACGAUGAAGAUAUCAAAUCGUCCAAACCGGUUAAAAGUUGCAAACAAAUAUUUGAGAGAUUUAAUGAAAUCUAUAAUGAUUACUGGUCUUCUAUGGAUAAACCAACAAAAUGUCUGAGCUAUUGUCAUGUUCCUUUUAAUGACGUUGAAGGAAUCUUGUGGCACCUUGAACACGAAUUUUUCGAGGACGAAGAGGAGAAAUACUGGUCAAACAUUAAUUUGCAAAAUAUUCCUCCUUAUUUUGGAUAUAGAAAAAAAGAAAUUAUCCUUAUUUUCGAGGCGUUCAAAGCACAUAAAGUUGGCAUCAAUAUCCUCCACUUGUUUCCAUAUUACAUAUUUUAUAGUUUUGGAAUACUUGCUUCGGAUGCGAUCAAGGAAGUCGAAAACUUUUUACCUUGGUUAACUGAAAAUUAUGGCGAUAUAAAUAAAAUAAAAUGCCAUGACAACAAGUAUUAUCUGUAUGGUGUGCUAGAUUAUUUCAGCAGUUACUUUAGAAAAAAGAAUUGUGGUUAUUGUUUAGCUCACCAAAUAAUUUUGAUAUUUCUAAGAAAUGGGUUUGAUCCCAAUAACAAGUAUUCCCUCUUAUUACCUAAUUUAUUAUUCUACGCCAUUAACCGAAAAUAUCCUGUCUUUAUAAUAGAGCUUAUUUUAGAAUAUCAUGUAGACUUGAAGAUUUUAAACGAAAACGGUCACGAUGCAUUAUUAUUUGCUUCCUUGCGUAAACGUAUCGAGAUAUUAGAACACCUGGUGAAGAAGAACUGUAGUUUUCUUGAUUAUCGAAGCAAGAUCAAAUUAUUACACCCUUUUUUCUUGUUCGAAAUUAUUUCCAAGGAUUAUCCGAUUCCCACGAUUGAGUUUUUUAUUGAACAAGGAAUAGUAGAUUUAUCGGUUAAGAAGGACAACUUGAAUGUACUUAGUUUCGCGGUCAAUCUCAAAAGGUCUGACAUUAUGAAAUUUCUUUUGGAAAAUUAUCCUGAGCUUAGCGAAGAAGAAAGUCUCACCAGUGCGUUAACACAAGCCGGGUAUUGGGGCCAAGAGAGAAGUUAUUUAAAAAGUUGGCAAGGCCUCGAAGGGGAGAACAAGAGGUUCAAGCUUAUGCUUAAGAAACUCGGGAAAUUGAGUUAA
This is a messenger RNA of Acaulospora morrowiae, 1341 nucleotides long. The record is from the annotation of a GenBank genome assembly. NCBI's taxonomy places the organism in Eukaryota, Fungi, Glomeromycota, Glomeromycetes, Diversisporales, Acaulosporaceae.